GCCCUCUCCCCCUCCCUCCCAACAGCCCUCAUUCUCCUCGACAACCAAGCCGCCUUCGCACACCCCUCCGGCCCGGCGUCUGCGCGCUCGAAUCCCCUCUUCGAAGUUAACCUGACUUCUCUCCUCGCUGCGUUCCGGGUUGCCCACGAAAGUAAUAGUAAAAAUGAUAAUGAGAACAAUCUCGAGGUUAUACAUAUCUUCCAUACCUCGGAUAACCCAGCGAGUCCACUGCAUCCGCAACAUCCAAUGAAGCUAAUCCGACCUCUGGACUUUGCGCGACCGUUAUCAAAGGAUAAAGCCAAUGGUGAUGGCGGCGGAGGAACGGGGACUGGGGAAACGGUCGUUUGGAAAUCGCUCAACUCCAAGCCUAUUGGCCCUGAGUUAGAGGCAUACCUCCGGCAACGUGGUUUCCGUCAGUUACUCUUCGCCGGACUGACGACUGAUCACUGUGUCUCAACGACUGUGCGUGUCGCGGCGAAUCUGGGGCUUGCGGAACCGGGGAGGAUUAUUGUCGUCGCGGAUGCUACGGCGGCUUGGGCUAAGGGUGGUGUUGAUGCGGAUACUGUGCAUAAUGUCUCGAUUGCCAGUUUGGAGGGAGAAUUUGCGGAGAUUAUGGGUACGGAGGACGUUGUCAAGGCUCUGCGGAGAAUG
Molecule: messenger RNA, 651 nt
Organism: Aspergillus glaucus CBS 516.65
Lineage: Eukaryota; Fungi; Ascomycota; Eurotiomycetes; Eurotiales; Aspergillaceae
Product: putative isochorismatase family hydrolase
Exons: 2
Source: RefSeq, a predicted model, not a curated record